Molecule: messenger RNA, 2465 nt
Organism: Solea senegalensis (Senegalese sole)
Lineage: Eukaryota; Metazoa; Chordata; Actinopteri; Pleuronectiformes; Soleidae
Gene: scg2a
Product: secretogranin II a
Exons: 2
Coding region: 121-2073 (650 amino acids)
Source: RefSeq, a predicted model, not a curated record
UGCUGAAACCACACACACGCGCGCACACUCUCUGAUCGCGAGGCGGAGACGCAGAGACAUGCUGAGCUCUCUCUGCUCAUCAUAAACCUUCUACAGGAGCUCAUCUCAAAGGCGUCAAACAUGCUGCACCUCCUGGAGACCUCCACAACAAGCAAACUCUUCCUCGUUUCUUCUACAAACCUCUUCUUCGUCCUCCUCUUCCUGGGUUCCUCUGGUGUUUCCGGAGCGUCUUUCAGAGACACAAAACUGUGGGGGAGUGAAUCCGGCUCCCAGAGAGGAAAUGCCCACACGGCUCCUAACGUGGACAUGAUAAAAGCUUUGGAGUACAUCGAGAGCCUCCGUCAGAGAACAGGCACAGACUCGCAGCAGCAGCAGCAGCAGCAGCAGCAGCAGCAGCAGCAGCAGCAGCACGGCGCUCUCGCUGCAGGUUACGACCCCAGCGACAUGGAUGAUGCAGAGGAGCUGCGGGCCAUGCUGAGACUAGCUUCCAACCCCAUGCAGAGUAAAGAUGACGAGGAGGAGGAGGAGGAGGAGGAGGAGGAAGGUGACGAGGGCAGGGAGGACAAGAGUGCAGAGCUCCUGCAGGCCGUGCUCAGCACACUCCAGCAGGCGGAAAAGGCCUCAAAGCCACUUUCACUUCGCCCCAGCGCAGACGAAGAAGACACGAGAGACAACUCGCACCGCAGAGGACAACAGAAGCAGCACGGCAUCCCCCUCCACAAGAAGCUGCCCCUGAUGUUUGAGGACGAGGAGGAGGGUGAGGAAGAGGAGGGUGAGGCGCCAGGUUUGAGGCACUUGAAACGCACCAACGAGAACGUGGAGGAGAAGUACACGCCCCAGAAUCUCGCCACGCUGCAGUCUGUGUUUGACGAACUGGACAAGAUGACGAGGUCAAAGGUCAUGCACAAGCGCCAAGACGAUGAUGAGGAGGAAGAGGGCGAUGAUGAUGAUGAUGAUGAUGAUGAUGAUGGUGUGUUUAAUGUGAGGAAUGUGGCGUACGAUGACGUGGGCAGAGAUCUGGCGCUGGACUGGAGUCUGCUGCAGGAACAGGACGAGGACAACAAAGAGGACGAGGACGACAAACACGACGUCGACCGAGAGCUCGAUUAUGUUGACGACAACGAUGAAGAUGUGGAUGAGGAUGAUGAAGGGGAGGAGGAUGAGAAUUAUCCAGUCAAGAGGUCAAAGGUUCCAGAUGAUGAUGCCAACCUGGUGGACUAUUACCUGCUGAAAGUGCUGGAGAAAACAGAGGAGGAGGAGCAGAAGCGAGAGCUAGAGGUGGAGGAAGAGGAGGAGCAGGAGAGGGCUGAGAGGAGAGCGGCGGCUCAGACUCUGUACAGAGAUGACAUCUUUCCCCGAACCAUCUACGAGUUCAUUCAGAUCUCCCAAAAAUACAAGAUUCCUCCUGAAGACCUGAUGGACAUGUUGAAAAGUGGACGAACGACGUAUCAAGCCCCGUCACAACAGAUCAGCAAAUUAUCCAGAGUGCAAAACAAGCUCUCCCAGAUCAAGAAGAUGCACGCGCUUCCUGAGGCGAGGUUCUCCAGCAGACGUCUGCCGGUCAGCAGGAAAUCCCCAGAGCAGCUGAGGACGGAGGCAAUCCUCAGAGUCCUGGGGUUGGACGGCACAGAGGAGCGCGCUCCUGUCAGGAAACAGCAGCAGUCACGACUUCACGCUCAGCCUGCCCGGCGUUUGGGGGAAUCAGCUCCCACACAAAGACGCUUCCCCGGCACGUUAAAGGACAACGGCGACGACACCAUGGACGAGGAUGAGCUGGCGGCGUAUCUGACAGCACAGAUGCCAGCACAGUUCCUGAAGCCCACGUACAAGGCGGCGGUGGCGAGCCAAAAGCGUGACGACGGCGGGGAGAGCGUGACGGGCUCUUUUGAGCAGAACAUACAGGAUUAUUUUGAUCAUGGGGACUCAGAGAAAAGCCCCGAGGAAAAGAGACAAUCUGAGGACGAGGACAGGAGCGCUGGCUUUGAGAACGAGGCGGUGAUCAAACUGCUGAGCUUCCUAAACCCAGAGACAACUGAGGAAACUGAUACUGAUGCCAAAACUGUCCAGAAAUAAGGCUUAGUAAAAGAGUAUAUAUACGUAUAUAUAUAUAUACACACACACACACACAUAUGUGUGUGUGUGUGUGUAUAUAUGACGUAAACAUGUCAAAUUAAGUUAUCAGUAGAUUUACAAAAUAUUUUAUUAGCAAAAAUGUGAGUGACAGUCAUCAUUCAUUUAAUGCUUUGUUUGUUUUUCAAAUCAAACAAACUUAAGAACAGAACAUGUGACUCACCAGCCUUACAUCCCAACACACACACACACACACACACGAAUCAGUGUUGCAUUCCUUCAAUUCACUUGUGUUGUUUCUUCUUCUUCUUCUUGUUUUUCAGUGAAUCUUUCUUAAAUGUGGUCAUACAGUAUGUGACAUACCUGAGGUUAAUAAAGCAUUGACUUUAUUUUUC